UCAAAACACCAACUGUCGCCCUGCCGCGCGCUAAUCCUACAAUUUUGUAAACAUAAAAUUUUUGCAAAAUUAGAUGGCAAGAAAAUAAGAAAUAAAAUGAGCCACUUUGAGUUUUGUAUUCCUGUGCAAAAAGACGAGCUACUCGAAGCUCAUGCUGGUAAAUAUCACGUUGAAGAUGUCGUUCAGCCACGAUUGUUAUUGUCGAAGUUACAAGAUGCAGCCCGAGCUUACAAUUCUGAGGGUGUUGAAUACAUACUUGAACAUUUUGAGACAUAUUUUUCAAUUAUUGUUCAUGGAUCUAAACUUGAAUGGAAUAUGAUAAAUAAAGGAUUUGAUCACAUGGCGAGAACAGUUAAAAGCCUUUGUGUAUAUCUGGAGCCCAUACUUCAAGAACAGACUAUAGAACAGGAUCUGCGUGUUAAGAAUUUAAACAUAGUCAAGAUGAUUAUGUAUCUAUUUACAGAAAUAAUGAAAAUUAAAGAUGUGAAGCUAGCUGCUGAUAGAUUAAAAAAGUUAACAUUAGGUAAGAAAGGAAAGAAAGCAACAACAGAUGAGGAUGAGUUGUGCGGCUGGACCGAGGCAGAUAAGCAAGCUGCUUUAAUAUCAUUACAUCUUCUACUCCAACAACCACUUUCCCACCUCUGGGAUCCACCAUUGGCUGAGCAUAAUUUUGUGGCAAUGGUAGCCGAGCCUUGCUACAAAGCAUUAGAAGAACAGAUAGUAAAAAAUAAAACUGUUAGAGAAAUAGUGUUUCAAAUAUUAGGUGUACUCAUAAAGAAGUAUAACCAUGGAACAUCUUGUCUUAUUAAAUUAGUUCAGAUUUUACAAAUUGCAGAGCACUCUGUUUCACCAAUAUGCGCUGGAGUAGUGCAAUUAACAAAAGAUUUCGGUCUUGGAACUUUUGGACCACAAAUGGUUCGUGAAAUAGCAGAAGCGCUGGCGUCCACUGAAGAGGACAACGGAGGCAUCGGCACAGAGCAGGGGGCCGCCAAGAACUGUGGGGCGUUCCUACUGGAGCUCACCAAGGAGCUGCCCAAGGAAAUGGCCAAUGCUAUUGCCACUAUACAACCUUAUUUAGAAAGUGAUGAGUCAUAUACAAUCCGAAUCAGUGUACUCGGCAUGAUGUGCGAAAUAUUGAGCGUGGAGCUCCGUGGCGAGGGUCUGAGCGACGAGCAACGCAUCCGACGCGACGACUUCCUCGACGAUCUGUACGAGCACAUGCACGAUCUCUCCGCGUACGUGCGACACAAGGUUCUCCAGUUCUGGUGUCGGUUGAUGCGUGAGUUGUGCAUCCCGGUGACGCGGCAGCGUGGCGUGCUCGAGCGUGCUAUAGGCCGGCUGAGGGACAAGGCCGCGCUCGUUAGGAAAGCUGCUAUACAACUGCUCAAAGUGUUUUUAGAAUGUAACCCAUUCUCUGCCCAAUUAAAACUCGACAUAUUAGAGAAACAGUUGGAGGAUGAACAAAAAAUAUUAGACAAUCUUCAAAAAAAACUUAACCCUAGCCCUGAUCCGGAAUUUGUCAAAAAAUGGGAGAAAAUCGAAAAGGAUGUCGUUAAAACUAUCAAAGAGAAAAUGGAUAUCUUAACCCAAGAUGAACCAGAACUGUCCCAAGCUACUUUGGAGAAUUUGUAUAAAACAAUUCGCGCGAGUAUAAGAGAAAAAAAUUACUUUAAAGCCUACCUCAUUGUAAAGCACACGGAAAGACAGUAUCCUGAAGCGAAGUUGUUAAGAUGCGAUAUGGAAAAAAGUGAUCAGCUGGAGUACUUUGUAGCACUUCUUCGUAACAUAUUCGUGAUACCGGAAAGACGGCAAUCCCUAACAGAGCAAUGCGAGAAUGAACUCGCACUAUCCAAGAGAUUAGAAGAAAAAGAAAGCAUUGUGGCGUUCCUUCAAGAGUCUGUUCACUUCAGCCGAAUGAUCUCUGAAGCGAUCCCUCUAAUUAAUUCGUUGUUGAUGUCCAAACAAGCGGGUGACGUGAACGAGGCGAUAGAUUUCUUUACUACAGCACACCAGUUUAAUAUCGAGUCAGCUAAAGUGGGUGUGGCUAACAUGUUGCAACUCGUGUGGUCGCCUGAUCAGGAUAAACGCGAGGCAGUUGAACGCGCGUAUCGCGAAAUGUAUCUCGAGUGCGACAGUAAAGCUGAGCGCGCACGGGCCUUCACCAUAGCCAGUAAACUCGUGUCGCUCGUGAGCCACGUGGACCGUGGCAGCGCGCUCGCGUUGGAGCACCUCAUCGACAAGUGGCUGGCUAAGGGUGACAUCACGCCAGGCAUCAUUCAGGUCUUCUGGGAAAUGUUUCUUAAAAAGAUCGACGGUACAACAGACAUGGAUAGUUACGCGGCGCUAUCACUACUCGUUAUGAUCUCCAAAGCCAAGCCAUCUGUAGCACUCGCCAAUAUGGAAGUCAUACAAACGCACGGUUUGACUGGCGACUAUAACUCUAGGAGCUUGAGUGCUCAAUUACUUACAUGUUUAGCCAAAAAAGGCCAGAGAUAUCCAGCGGACCACGCAAUAUUCACUUCUCUGUACGAAAGUCUUAUGGAAACAUUUUCUAAAUUCGACAAGUUCGCCUCCUUUGCCGCUAAUUCUAUAGACUUCAUUUACGCGGUUUGCGACACCCCUGAUGUUGUAUGCACGAAAAUUUUAGCAGAAAUGUAUAAGCACUUAGAAGAAAACAUGGAGAAACAAGACGAAGAAGAAGCUAGCAUACCAAGUGAAUUGUUGAUUAGAUUCAUAUUUGUACUGGGACAUGUUGCGUUGCAACAACUUAUUUACUUGGAUAUCAGUGUAUACAGCGAACUCAGGAGGAGAAAUCAGGUGCGCGAAGAACGCAAGGCGAAGGAAAAACGCAAGAACAAAGUGGGUACGUUCGCAACACCGCUCCGCCGCGGUCGCGUGGACGACUUGCGGCGACAGACGCUCAUGAACGUGAGCAAUGCGAGCGCCUCGUCGCGCGGGCAACGAUCCGCAAGCGUGGUGUCCAACAAAAUGUCAUCGACAAACACAACAAUGACGGAAGACGAGGCCGGUCUCGAAGGCGCCGUCGCCGACGACGCGGACGCAGAAUACGUCCGCAGCGUGUGCGAGCGAGACAUCAUCGGUGCGGGAACUACAUUGGGUAGAUACCUGCCGCUGCUUACGUGGUUACUCUCGCAUCCCGCGCGCUGCACUUCAGCGCUGCAAGCGGCUGCUGCACUCACGCUGACACGGUACAUGUUGGUAUCGAGCUUAGUGUGCGAGGACAGCCUCGUGCUGAUGGUGACGGUGCUCAAGAAAUCCAAAAACGUGUCGCUGAGAACUAAUCUCACCAUCGCGUUUGCAGACCUAACGUUGCGAUUCCCGAAUCUCACUCAACCUUGGACACAUCAUAUUUACCAAAUCCUUAGCGACGAAGAGCUGGAGAUCCGUCAGUGUGCAGUUAAGAUGCUGUCUUUCCUUGUACUCCACGAGAUGGUCCGCGUAAAGGGGCAAAUCGCCGACAUGGCGCUCUGUUGUGCUGAUAAGGACCCCCGCGUGGCCGCCAUGACGAAGGUGUUCUUCAAACAACUGUCGCAAAAAGGCAACGCCCUCUACAACGUCAUGCCGGAUAUCAUAUCCAGGCUGAGCGACCCAGAGCUGAAUGUACCCGAGGACCAGUAUAGGGUCAUCAUGAAGUACAUAACAUCGCUAAUCCAAAAAGACAGACAAAUGGAAGCGCUAGUUGAGAAGCUGUGUCAACGUUUCAAGCUGUCGACAGAGGAGCGACAGUGGCGCGACCUGGCGUACUGCCUCACACUGUUCUCAUACAACGAGCGCUCCUUGCGCAAACUCAUCGAGAACCUCGACUGCUAUAAGGACAAACUACACAGUCCUGGUGUCAUGGAGUCGUUUACUACUAUCAUGAAUAACACGUCGAAAAUGGCCAAAAAUGAAAUAAAGAAUCUAGUCACAGAGCUAGGCGACAAAAUAGAAGAAUGCUUCUCAGUGAGAGAGAGAGAAGGGGAGGGUGACACGAGCGGCGUGGGGGAAAGAGAGACGAAUAGAGUCGAGCAGCGAGCGACGCCGCGUCGUAAGCCCGCGCCGCGUCGCAAUCGACGCCGGUCCAGCUCCAGUCCUGAUGAGAAUGAACCACCAGAGAACUUAGAGCCCGCAACGCCACAGUCAGUAAGAAAAUCGGCUAGAAAAGUGACACGGAAAAACAAAGCCACUUAUGAAUUUGAUUCAGAUGAAUCAGCAGAUGAAGAUUUUCAGAAAAAAGAUGACGAUGUUUUCAAAAAACCCACUACUACUAGGAAAGUUGUUCGUAGGCGAAUUUAAUUUAGAUGUUUUAUGUACCUACCUAAGUAUUAAGUAAAUAUAAAUUUUCGAUAAAUGAA
Messenger RNA from Maniola jurtina (meadow brown), 4355 nucleotides. RefSeq names its product condensin complex subunit 1 (gene Cap-D2). The transcript is spliced from 21 exons. Gene Ontology annotation, cellular component: nucleus; condensed chromosome, centromeric region. The record is from RefSeq and is a predicted model, not a curated record. Gene Ontology annotation, molecular function: histone binding. NCBI's taxonomy places the organism in Eukaryota, Metazoa, Arthropoda, Insecta, Lepidoptera, Nymphalidae. Gene Ontology annotation, biological process: mitotic cell cycle; mitotic chromosome condensation; meiotic chromosome condensation. The coding region runs from base 97 to 4296 and encodes 1399 amino acids.